Molecule: messenger RNA, 2556 nt
Organism: Glossina fuscipes
Lineage: Eukaryota; Metazoa; Arthropoda; Insecta; Diptera; Glossinidae
Product: MICOS complex subunit Mic60
Exons: 12
Coding region: 202-2277 (691 amino acids)
Biological process (GO): cristae formation
Cellular component (GO): MICOS complex
Source: RefSeq, a predicted model, not a curated record
AUUUGAUUUUUGACAGUUAAGCUGUCACCUUUGCUGUAUUCUACCCUUCAGUCCGUAGUUUUUUGUUGCUCUUGGACGAAAAUUGAUUUCGGAAGGAAUUUUUAGAUUCCGUCAUCGAUAAUAGAAAAAAAGGAAGUGAAAAUACCGGUUGGGACACGUUAACGGUUUCGAGAAUUCCAAUUUCCUUCAAGUUACAGAAAAAUGCAUCGAGUAUUACGAGUGCCGUAUGCUAUAAAUAGAACAAUGCAGCAUCAGACUCGCAAACUUAUAAGCAGGAGUGACGGUCGAGCCAUUCAUGUACGACAAGCCGGUUUCGGGAAAGUUGUCUUUAUUUUGACACCAUUUGUGGCGGUAGGAGGCGCAAUAACCUAUGCAAAAUAUGAUACAAAUUUUCGAAAAUAUCUCGAACGAAAUAUUCCAGGUGCUGAGUAUAUAAUUAAAGUGGCUUUACAAGAAGAGAAACCAUUUAAAGUCGUUGGCGAACAAUUUGAUAAUGUUAAAGAUCGCGUCGGUAGCAUUAGCUCGUCGAUAUCGGGAUUUUUUGGUAGUGCCGAAAAAGAAACUAAAACACAACCAGAAAGUGUGAAAAGUAAAUUUUCUGAACCACAAAAAAAAGUGCCUGAUAUGCCGGCAGCGAAAGCAACUAGAGAAACAAAGAGUGCAUUGCCACAAGUCAAACCGGUGGAACCUUUGCCUAGUGAUAUUAUUGAACUGGAGCAUGCUGUGGAGGUAUCUGCUGCUUUAGCUGUUCAAGAGUAUAACAAAGCCAUAGAUAAUCUUAAAAAUUUUAAUAAUGAUGUGCGUCGUAUUGUUGAUCAAUCAAUAGAAAACGUCAAUCCUUCUUUGUGGCAUUCUUUAAGAAAUAAGACGAGUGCUCGCGACACUUAUGUCGCCACUGCUGAAAAUAUGGCUCGAGACGCUUUAAAUAAAAUUGAAAAAUGUGAGAUUGCCUUGGCCAAGGCUGCAAAGCCAGAAAAUCAUGAUCAAAUAAUUGCCGUACGUAAUAAGAUUAAAACCUUGAUCGAUCACAUUAACAGAGUAAAGGACGAGCUUUACAGAAAUAAAGACUUGGCAAAUAUGUCUGAGAAAUAUUGGAAAAAUGUUGAAAAAGCCCGCAAUUAUUUUGUGGAAGAAAUUGAAACAAUAUUUCCCGGCAUCGAUUUGUCUAAACAAAAAUUAAAUUUAACUCCGGAAGAUUUGGAUUUAUUUAUUACUCAUGCCUACUCGCAUGUAUUGGCCUUGCAAAAGGAAUUGCAACGUUUGCAAACUGAUGGUGAAUUGCGUUUAAAACGGGCUAUUGAUUCUAUGCGGGGUGACAAUGAUUCCGACACAGUUAAAGCUCAAUUGGAAUAUAUGUUGGAAUCCGAAAGGCGUAAGCUGGCACUUGAAAAUCAAAAGAAAAUUCUAAAUAUUCGUUCCGACUCCGAGAAGCAGUUGCGCCAGCAGCUGAAAAAACAAGCAGAAGCUCAUAGUGAUCAUCUGCAAGAUGUUGUCAAUAUGAAAGAAAGCGAAUUGAAACGUCAAUAUACGCGGGAACUGGAGGAUAAAAUGGCCACUGAAAAAGCAAAUUACAAAUUACAAUUGGCUGCCAUGUUAGGCAAAAUACGCGGCAUGGAUGCCGCAAUGCAAGAAAUUAAUGAGGAAUUAGAAGCUCGUGCUGAAGGUGAACGAUCAUCGCAUCAAGCUCAAGCUUUAUGGGCAGCUUGUCAGGCUUUGUGGUCUUCGGUUAGAACUGGGGAACCAGGAACCCAUUGGAAAGCUAAAUUACGUCCUUUGCGAAAUGAAAUUAAAGCUAUAAAAAAAGUGGCAGAGGGUGACGAGCUUGUAACUGUUGUUAUACAAAAUCUACCUGUUGAAGCUGCUGAACGUGGUGUCUACCCGGAAGAUGCAUUACGCGAACGCUUCCUUAAUGUAGAACGUAUAGCUCGCAAAGUGGCUUUAAUACCUGAGCAGGGUGCGAGUUUACCAAAAUACUUUCUCUCUUAUCUGCAAUCGCUUUUCAUACUUAAGCCUUCAGAUCCCAUUUCAAAAGCAGAAUUGCAAAACGCAAAAUUCGAUUAUAGUAAAUUGGACGUUUACGAAAUAUUGAAUAGAGCUCGGUAUUUUAUUGAUCACGGCGAUCUUAUGAUGGCCUUGAAAUAUAUGAAUUUAUUGCAGGGCGCCCCACGUAAAAUUGCUAGCGAUUGGUUGAAGGAAACGCGUCUACUGUUGGAAACUCAACAAGCUGCCAACACUUUAAUGGCUCAUGCUGCUGCCAGUGGACUCUUAUAUCUGUAAUUAGUUUCAGUUCCUUCCUUCUCUAUUUUCUAUUUAAAUUUUACUGGGAAAUAGUUACGUUGAAGUUUAAAAAUUGGAUUAUUUCAAAGUUGUAAAUUUUUUUUAAAAAUUUUAGUUUUUCGUAUUUUUGUUCGGCUAAUUAAAUAAUUGUAAACAUUAAAAUUUUAUAAUUUGUCAUUAAAAUCUGUUUUACGCGUUUAAUUUUCCUUGCUCCUUACCAACUGAAAAAGAAUGCAAAUGCUCCUUUUAAGUAUAAUUUACUCUAAUUCUAUAAAUAAA